Messenger RNA from Phlebotomus papatasi, 1250 nucleotides. RefSeq names its product 60S ribosomal protein L22 (gene RpL23A). Gene Ontology annotation, cellular component: ribosome; cytosolic large ribosomal subunit. NCBI's taxonomy places the organism in Eukaryota, Metazoa, Arthropoda, Insecta, Diptera, Psychodidae. Gene Ontology annotation, molecular function: structural constituent of ribosome; rRNA binding. The transcript is spliced from 3 exons. The record is from RefSeq and is a predicted model, not a curated record. Bases 61 to 1182 code for a protein of 373 amino acids. Gene Ontology annotation, biological process: translation; ribosomal large subunit assembly.
UGCAAGUAUGUUCCGCUGUCGGAGAAUGUCAUCGUGACUUUUCUUUCUUUUAUCCAAAAAAUGGCUCCGAAAAAGCCCACUGACAAGCCCGCGGCAAAGCCCGGAGAGGAGAAGAAGAAGAAGCCUGCACCUGCUACUGGUGGUGCCUCAACGUCAGGUACUGCCAAGGCGGCACCGGCUGAAAAGAAACCUGCCGCAUCGAAGCCCACUGCAUCGGCUGCUCAAAAGCCAGCUGCCGAGAAGAAGCCUGCUGGCGAAAAGAAGCCAGCUGAGAAGAAGGUAGCCCCAGCUCCGAAAAUUGCAACUGCCCCGAAAGCCGCUGCAGCCCCUAAAGCUGCUGCUGGAACAUCGAAGGCUGCUGCUGGCGGGGAGAAGAAGAAGGCUGCUGCUACCACAAGUGCAGCUGCCCCCAAGAAGGCUGGAGACAAGAAGGCUACGGCAACUGGAGCCAAGAAGACUCCUGCAGCUGGGGCUGAAAAGAAACCCGCUGCAACUGACAAGAAGGCCACGGCUAAGAAGACUCCUGCCAAGACUCCAGCUGCUGGGCCAGCAGCCAAGAAAGCUGCUCCGGCCAAAAAGGCACCCGCUGCCAAGGAUGCCAAGCCCAAGGACAAGAAGCCGGCUGGUGUGAAGAAGCCAGGUGCUGUCUCGAAGCCCGUGGCCAAGAAGCAGGCAGCAGCCAAGGCGAAGUUGGCUAAAGCCAAGGGAACCACCGGAGUGUCCAAGGUGCAGAAGGGAACGGCCAAGACAAAGGCUGCUGCUGUUGUAAGGGCCAAGAGAACGGCUACUAAGUUGAUCAAAGGACCUUUUGGUACGCGUACAAGGAAAGUGCGCACAUCUGUGCAUUUCCGCCGCCCUAAGACACUGAAAUUGCCCAGGACGCCCAAGUAUCCCAGGAAGUCAGCACCAAGGAGGAACAGAAUGGACGCUUACAAUGUGAUCAAGUAUCCGUUGACCACGGAAGCGGCUAUGAAGAAGAUUGAGGACAACAACACUCUGGUCUUCCUCACACAUCUGCGUUCCAAUAAGCACCAUGUCAGGGCGGCCGUACGGAAGUUGUAUGACAUCAAGGUGGCUAAAGUGAACCUCCUCAUUCAGCCCGAUGGCAAGAAGAAGGCGUACGUGCGAUUGGCAAGGGAUUACGACGCCCUAGACAUUGCCAACAAAAUCGGCAUCAUAUAAAUGUUUUGCUUUCGCUUCUGCAUUUUUUUGUAGAUUUGAGAGGAAACUGAAUAAAUAUUAAAUGAGAA